UGGUGGGCUUGGUGAUAGUGAAUUUGUAAUCCGUUCAACCUUCGCUAGAAAGUCAGUGUCAAGUUAGCAUAAAUGUGUGAGGACUAAGAAGAUCCAUCAAAGACUCCUCCACGGAAGAAGCUGAAAUUCCAGGCCAAACAUAAUCAAAUAUAUCUUAAGAAAAAUGGGAAGAUAUGUUUUCGUUGGUUAAGCCGGGACCAGACGAGAACCGGGCAUUUUGUACGUCUAUUUUAAGAUGUCCAGAAAACACUUCAAAGUUUUUUUCGUUGGCUACCGAUGCAUCAGACAGAAGCAGUCGAAAAAUGUACUUCGACCCUUUAAAGGGAGUGCAGAAUAAACUUCUAGAUUUUGUUGAAACUGCUGGGGAAACGUCUAUGGCAAUUACUGGUUUGGUGCUGCAGAGCUUAGAAAAGCACAACUUGGAUAUAAAUUAUGUGUCUUCUUAUUGUGCACACAAUGCCAGUGUGAACUAUGGAAAAACACAUUCCGUAUAUCAGUUGCUGCGAAGUAAAAACCCAAAUUUACUGAAAGCUAAUUGCUCUAAUCAUGUCAUACAUAACACAAUUAAGUUUGCAAUUGACAGAUUAGAUGUUGAUGUUGAAAGUGUAGUCUUAAAGAUAUAUAAUCACUUCUCUGUCUCUGCCAAAAGAAGAGAAGAGUUAAAAUCAUUCUUUGAGUUUCUGAAUUUGGAGUGGACUGAGAUUUUGAGGCAUGUUCCAACUAGGUGGCUGUCAUUAACACCAGCCAUUUCUCGACUGCUUCAGAAUUGGGAAGGAAUGAAAGUUACUUCAAUAGUAUUCCCAACUGUCCAAAAUUAUUAUCUAACAUUUUCAUGAAAGAUGACCCAGAGGAAGCAGUGUUGCCUGAAAUCUCCUUUAAUUUCUUAAGUAAUAUCAGAAGUCAGCUGGAAAUGGUAGAUAAAACACUGGAAAGGUCUGACUUAAGUGUACUAGAGACUUACAAACAAAUGAAACUUCUCAGUUCUAAAAUCCAGCAGAGAAGGAAAGACAACUUUUUUGGUAGCAAAGCAAAAGAACUCAUUAAUGGAUUUGUCUAUGCCAUUACAGAAAAAGGUUACUGAAGACCUGAACAGCUUUUUUAGCAAUAUGCUUCAGUAUCUGCAAAAAAUAUAUGAUGUGAGAGAUGACAAUCCCUAUGCAUCCCUUGCAGCAUUUUCUCUACAGGAAGGGAUUGAGUUCAAAGAUUUUGAAAAAGCCAUAGAAGUGUUUCAGCUAAGUGAAAAUGUUUGCAUUGAUGACCUGUACGAGGAGUUCACCAGCCAUCGAUAUUACCUCUGCAACAGUGUGAACAGAUAUGAAAUGUCGACGGGCUACAAGGUUUUCAAUGAUUGCGUCCAUGGACACAUCAACCUACAUCCUCUUUGUGUUCGGAUAGUUGAUACUCCGCAAUUUCAGAGGCUGCGCAAUGUGAAGCAAGUUGGGCCUGUUUACUUUGUUUAUCCGGGAGCCAGCCACAAUCGCUUUGAACAUUCACUAGGGGUAUGCCAUCUUGCUGGGAAAAUGGUAGAUGCACUCAGAAAAAGUUGUAAUGAUCAGAGUAUUGUCACUGAUGAUGAGAAGUUGUGCCUGGAAAUAGCAGGUCUGUGUCAUGAUUUGGGCCAUGGGCCUUUCUCUCACACAUGGGAGAAAUUCAUAGACGUCGCAAGGAACAAGGAAGGCAUGUCUGAAACCAGUGGUGCAGUUGUCAGUUGGAAGCAUGAAGAGGGUUCUGUUCAGAUGUUUGAAUAUCUGUUGGAGCAAAAUAAGCUGCGUGAUGCAUUGGUUGAAGCUGUACCAGAACUGAAAGACAAGGCAGUGGAAUUUAUAAAGGAGUUGAUUAGAGGCAAAGGAACACUCAAGAGCGAUAAGAAAUUUCUGUAUCAGAUAAUAUCCAAUAAAGACAAUGGCAUCGAUGUUGAUAGAUUUGAAUAUUUCCUUCGAGACGGUCGUCAGCUAAAUAUUAGUUCCUCAUUUGACUAUAAUCGUCUCCUGGAAUUCUGUUAUGUGAUUGAAGUUCAUGGAGAGAAAUGUAUCUGCUUUCGCAAUAAAGAGAGGCACAGUCUCUAUGAGAUGUUUCAAGUUCGAGUAAAUCUCUACCAUAAAGCCUACUGCCAUCAUGUUGCACAGUGCAUUGAGCAGAUGGUUAUUGAUGCCUUCGUAGAAGCAGACAGAAAAGGAUACAAAAUUCGCGUGUCAAAUGACAAAGUAUACCAGCUGUCUGAGGCACACUGUCACAGUGAGGCACUGAGUCGCAUGACAGACCACAUCUUCUAUGACAUUCUGUACAGUACAGAGGAAGAUUAUGAACAAGCGAGGGAGCUGCUUCAUCGUAUCCUGAAGAGGGACCUGUACAAAGUUGUGGCGUACAAGAACUUCUCAACCAAACUGCUGAAGGAGAAGGAAAAAGCAAUUGAAACAUGCUCCAGUGUCGCGGAAAUUGAUAAGGAAGUCAAAGAAAGAAUAAAAGAAUGUAAGCUUGGAGUUGAAAAGGACAUCAAACAAAUAUGUGAACGUAUGACAUACUGUAAAUUUGAACAGUUCAAGGUAGUAAUGACAAAACUGGACAUGGGUGUUGAGAUGGAGGAUGCAGUUAGAGGGACUGCAGAAAAGAAAAACCCAUUCAAUAAUAUCUACUUCUAUGACAAGAACAAAUUGAGUGAGGCAAGAGAAAUAGAAUGGAGCGAUGUGCCUGUUUUUCCAGUUCCUGAAGGAAGCAUCUUCCAUGUUCAUGGCACUGUUAUUUACAAAGAUGUAGACAAUCCUGUGAGCAAAAAUGAAACCUUAAAGGAUGAGCUGGAGACUUUUAAAGCUGAACUUAUGAAACUGUGGAAAUAAAUCACAACUCCAGAUUCGUGACUACAAGUAAUUAUGACAGUCUGACUGAGU
Cryptotermes secundus is the source of this 2885-nucleotide messenger RNA. It is a transcript of the gene fal, whose product is annotated as deoxynucleoside triphosphate triphosphohydrolase SAMHD1. Bases 1044 to 2834 code for a protein of 596 amino acids. Gene Ontology annotation, molecular function: dGTPase activity. The record is from RefSeq and is a predicted model, not a curated record. Gene Ontology annotation, cellular component: nucleus. Gene Ontology annotation, biological process: dGTP catabolic process. NCBI's taxonomy places the organism in Eukaryota, Metazoa, Arthropoda, Insecta, Blattodea, Kalotermitidae. The transcript has 10 exons.